Bactrocera dorsalis (oriental fruit fly) is the source of this 714-nucleotide messenger RNA. RefSeq names its product transmembrane protein 256 homolog. The record is from RefSeq and is a predicted model, not a curated record. The transcript has 3 exons. The coding region runs from base 121 to 660 and encodes 179 amino acids. NCBI's taxonomy places the organism in Eukaryota, Metazoa, Arthropoda, Insecta, Diptera, Tephritidae.
ACAAAAAAGUGUAUUGAAUUUUCGCAAUAAUAGACCGCGGCAACAGCGGCUUAUCAAUUAGUUUAUUUACUUCCAAGUUUACCAACAUUGUAAACAAAAGGUACAAAAUCGUAGCAGAAAAUGUCUUCAUUAGGAGAUUCGGUUGGUUAUCUAAUUUUUGGCAAUCCAAUUAGCCAAGCGCUAUUAUCGACUGCGGCGGAUGUGAUUAAAAGCACAGAAGCGCUUUUGCCACGCAAAUUGCCGGCACCGAAGGCAACUUUAUCUGCGCCUCCACCGCCACCUGUGCGCUUACCAUUGUGGGAGUUGGCUGGCAGGCAAUACAACUUCAUACGUCUAGCAGGUUUAUGUGGCGCAAGUGCUGUGAUUAUGGGUGCCUAUGGCAAACAUAUUUUUGCAAAAUUUCCCAAUUCAGAAGAUAAAACAGAGUCUAGGACGGUUUUUGAAACAGCGAAUCGUUUUCAUUUUCUUCAUUCAUUUGCACUUUUAGCAAUGCCGCUGGUGCGCAAACCGUUAUUGACCGGCUCCUUGAUGGCCGUGGGCACUAUACUGUUUAGCGGUGUACUCUACCAUCGCGCUCUGACUGGCGACAGAACUUACAUACCGGUGGCAACGUGUGGUGGCUUUUGCCUUAUCGUGGCUUGGCUUUCGCUAAUCUUUUAAGGCUAUGUAUUGUUGAUUGAUACCAUUCAUUUAUUGUCGUUUGUUACAUAAACG